UAGAUUCAGUGUUAAUGCGCAUGUGCAGUUGCAUCUACAAUUUCCUCUUCGCUGGAACUGAUUGUGACGUUAUUGGAGUCCAGUGGUAUUAGUUUUUUUAUUUCACGGACUGUUUUUGCUCAUUAAUAGGAUUUCGAGUGUCUUUUAUGAGUAAUCAAAGGCAGCAGAAGCCUACGCUCACAGGCCAGCGUUUCAAAACCCGCAAAAGAGAUGAAAAGGAGAGGUUUGACCCUUCCCACUUUCAAGAAAGCAUAGUACAAGGUCUGAACCAAUCUGGCACUGAUUUGGAAGCUGUUGCAAAGUUCCUUGAUGCCUCUGGUGCCAAACUCGACUACCGACGCUAUGCUGAGACUCUAUUCGACAUCCUGGUGGCUGGUGGAAUGCUGGCCCCAGGAGGCACCUUGUCAGAUGACCUGACCUGCACACAGUUCUGUCUCUUCAAAGCACAAGAGGACAUGGAGACUAUGCAGGCAUAUGCCCAGGUCUUUAACAAGCUGAUCAGGCGUUACAAGUACUUGGAGAAAGGGUUUGAGGAGGAGAUUAAAAAGCUGCUGCUGUUUCUCAAGGGCUUCACCGAGUCUGAGCGCAACAAGCUAGCCAUGCUAACAGGAAUUCUGCUGUCCAACGGCAAUCUCUCUGCAGCUAUUCUCAGCAGUCUCUUCAAUGAGAACUUAGUCAAAGAAGGUGUUUCUGCGUGCUUCGCUGUAAAACUCUUCAGAUCCUGGCUUACUGAAAAGGACAUCAACUCCGUUUCUGCCAGUCUCCGUAAGGUUGGCAUGGACAGCAGGCUCAUGGAGCUGUUCCCUGCCAACAAGCGCAGUUGUGAGCACUUCUCCAAGUAUUUCUCAGACGUCGGUCUGAAGGAGCUUGCGGACUUUGCUAGAAACCAGCGGUCCAUAGGUGCUCGCAAGGAGCUGCAGAAAGAGCUGGAGGAGCAGAUGUCACGUGGGGACCCCCUCAAAGAUAUCAUCAUCUACGUCCGAGAUGAAAUCAAGAAGAACAACAUCUCCGAGCAGACGAUGAUUGGACUGAUUUGGUCCAGUGUAAUGAGCUCCGUGGAGUGGAACAAGAAGGAGGAGCUGGUCACAGAACAAGCCAUCAAACUUUUAAAGCAAUACAGCCCACUGUUGAAGGCUUUUACCUCCCAGGGCCUCUCUGAGCUCACUCUCCUGCUGAAGAUCCAAGAGUACUGUUACGACAACAUCCAUUUCAUGAAGACAUUCCAGAAGAUUGUUGUGCUGCUCUACAAAGCGGAUGUCUUGAGUGAGGAGGCAAUUCUGAAGUGGUAUAACGAAGCCCACAUUGCCAAAGGAAAGAGCGUUUUUCUUGAACAGAUGAAGAAGUUUGUUGAAUGGCUCAAGAAUGCAGAGGAAGAGUCCGAGUCCGAGGAAGAGGAGGCAGACUGAUGACCUCUAGCUAAAGCUACAAUUUUGAUUAGUAUUUUUUGCAUUAACAUAGCAUAACUGAUGCAGUAAAAAAGACUUGUUACAGAAGUCUGUCUGUAUUUAUUAUUUUCCUUCUUUAAUGAAUCCCUACCUCCUAAUAUCUAGUUCAACUGUAAUGUAAGGGCUUUAAUAUUGUUUUAAUUUUCAACAUUUCUUCUGUCUGAAACAUUGCUUGUACUCUUCUUUAUACUCCUUCAGGAGCCGGUCACUGUGCCACAUUUAGCUAAAUUGAUCGAAACCCCUUUCAUGUAACAAAGGGGCAUUUUAGUUUGUGCACAGACGGUUCCCUUUAAACUGAGCCAGUUUGGAGGCAUAUUUCACAGCUAUUGUAUUUAGUCAUGGAACUCUUACUUGCCAGAGGUCCAUCUGUGUCGCCCAGAUAUUUCAGCCCUCUGUAAGGCAAACGAUUCUUUUGUAACCUCAUUUUACAUGUCUGCCAAUUAUAUGACAACUUUGAAUUUCUUUCCCGUUUUUAAGAUUGCGCCUCCAUUAUUGGUGAUGGAGGUGUGACAUUAAAAAAAAAAAAUGCAAUGGUCACAUUUGCGAUGCCCCAUAAAUUGAACUUUUAAUUGUUUUAUACAUCUUGUGUAACGGAACCAUGCAAGCAUUGUAUUUUUCUGUUUUUCCUUUACCAUACAGUUUGACUUUUUAAAAUAAAGAGGAAUUAAUGGUUUUCA
Messenger RNA from Cottoperca gobio, 2122 nucleotides. RefSeq names its product basic leucine zipper and W2 domain-containing protein 1-A-like. The record is from RefSeq and is a predicted model, not a curated record. Bases 147 to 1406 code for a protein of 419 amino acids. Gene Ontology annotation, cellular component: membrane; cytoplasm. Lineage: Eukaryota; Metazoa; Chordata; Actinopteri; Perciformes; Bovichtidae. Gene Ontology annotation, molecular function: protein binding. The transcript is spliced from 12 exons.